AUGAUGGAUAUCGACGAGGAUGAACUCUUGCGUACCGCCGCGAAUGGUGGAUCAGUUGACUAUUCUAUCUGGCCAGCUUUAUUACCGCGAAUAGUCUCACGUAUCGAACGGAUCACUCGCAAUGAAUUCCCUAUACCUAGGCUGCCACCGCCGCCCACCAUAAUCCCUUCUUCCAUACCACCGACUCAACCCGACUCGGAGUCCGCUGAAAACUUCCUAUCACCAUUACCUUCGUCGCCCAUAGAACCCUCGAGCUCCUCUUCCUCCCAAGAUACCAACAAAGAGAACACUCCUAUCGCGCCGAGGAUGAAUCCACCACCGACCUCAACUCCCACACCCGCAGUUGCUCUCCCACCCGGCACGCUACCACCUCAAAUCACAUCAAUGCUCAACGAGAUAACUUCCACACUAACAACCAUAUUCCCCAAAUACCCACCGCACACUUUACAACGCUUAUCAGAGCUCGUCAUAGCACCAAAGCACCAUUACCGCACAUUACCAACCUACCUCCACGCCCUAGACCGCGUCGUCCACGUAACAUCCGGUCUAAACACCUACCCCCUCCCCCCGGCGGUCCCAGACAUGAAAUCCGCCUCUCUCCUCUCCAACGGAGUCAGCGACGCCCUAGCCGCUCCCUCCCCCUUCGCCAGCCCCGGCAGCGACGAAGCCCUUGGUGGCGCCCUCCUAACACCAAUCCCCUGGCUCCAACCAAACCACCACGGGAUGUCCUCGCACUCGCCCUCCCUAGGCACACCCGGUCGACGGAGUCCAAACCGAAGCAACAGCCCCAACAAUAACAACAACGGGGUAAGCAGUAGUAUCCUAGGCACCAACAAUAACAGCGGAGGAGAUCUCGAGGGCGAAGUACGCACCGAAAGCACCGAAACAAUCGACGGACCCAACGGCGUCGGUAGCAUCGAAACGGUUUCCGUCUCCGUGAACGGGAUCCCGUCGAUGGGCGCGAGAGGCGUGGGUGUUACGCAGGGAGAGCUUCUUAGGCAGGAGCAACGCGCGGGCGUGGUACCAGUUUCCCAGCUUGUGCCUAGUCAUCAUGUACAUAGCGGAGGCGCGCAUGCGCAGGCUCAUCGGCGUGCUUCGGCGUCGCCUAGUCCGGAACCCGGUCAGGGACCAUCUGGUGAGGAGACGAAGGAGCGGAGUCCUCCUGCGGCUGCGGAGGGUGGUGAGGCUGAGGCUGGUGUUGCUACGGCUACGACGACGGUUGAUGCUGAUGCCCCUGUGGGAUCGGUUACGGGUGCUGAUGAGGAGAAACCGCAUGCGCGGGGGCCGGAGGAGAUCGGACCUGAGGAUAUGGGACCGCAGCAUGGGAGUGGAAGUAACACGGGGAGUGUUGGCGGACCCGGCGGUUUUGAGAUGCAAGGUAUCGACGUCGAAGCCGCGGUUGGCCGAAAAGCGUCUUCGGGUCAUGGCGGUAGUGGAAGUCCGCCUAAGACGAACUCUCCGCCCCUCGGUGAUAAGAUGGACGUUGAGACUGAAGGUAAUGGUAGUGAAAGUGAUGCUGGCGCGCGAACACCGAAACACGAAGCUGAGGAUGAAUUGGAGGGGGGUGAGAGUAAGAAGUUAAAGGAAAAUACAGAGGGUGAAGAAAAGGGAAAUGAGGCAGCUAUGGACACGUCUGUCGAUGAAAAUAAAGAAGGCGGAAGUGAUCAGAGAGGCGACUAG
This is a messenger RNA of Hypoxylon trugodes, 1680 nucleotides long. RefSeq lists its product as uncharacterized. Gene Ontology annotation, molecular function: protein phosphatase regulator activity. The record is from RefSeq and is a predicted model, not a curated record. Gene Ontology annotation, biological process: protein dephosphorylation. The transcript has 3 exons. NCBI's taxonomy places the organism in Eukaryota, Fungi, Ascomycota, Sordariomycetes, Xylariales, Hypoxylaceae. The coding region runs from base 1 to 1680 and encodes 559 amino acids. Gene Ontology annotation, cellular component: nucleus; cytoplasm; protein phosphatase 4 complex.